Molecule: messenger RNA, 1595 nt
Organism: Pseudo-nitzschia multistriata
Lineage: Eukaryota; Bacillariophyta; Bacillariophyceae; Bacillariales; Bacillariaceae
Source: the annotation of a GenBank genome assembly
GACAAAGAAAAGUUUGUGAAAAGUUUGUUUGAAUGUUGAUAGAACGGGUGAAUUCAUACCGAACAGUACCUACUUCAUUCGUCCCGUGUCAUGCCUGCAAGAGCUUCGUUGUAUCAAUAGAAUCUUAGUUCCGCGAGUCGACACUGCCACGGCAUUUCUCGUCCUCUGUUUGAAAUCAGUCUUGCGACUGCGGCCUCAUUUCAGGCUUCCGGUUCUCACCAUCUCCAACAAUCACAUCUUGUGUAUUUCACUCUCCUCCCCCUGGCUUUCUGAGUAAAGGUGAAACCCACCAAAUAGAAUACUAGCAAGCAUGAAUUCCAAGCAAAAAGUAAUGGUUCUGCUGCAAGUGAUCGCAGCCGUGUACACAAUCGUUGGACACGAUCGAUUCAACGGUUUGUUUGCAUCGGCUUUUCUCCCUCCGAGAGGGAACGGAAACACCGGUGCCACCGCAAGCACUCGGGCCUAUCUCAAACGCCACAAGAACGAUCUCGUGCCGUUUUCAGAGACUUUUUCGGCUGCUACAGCGGCGUCUAGGAAUCGCAUUCUUGGAUUGAACCCAUCAAAACGAAUACACGGCAACGCUUCCGACAGCCUUUUCGCUCUGCGAGCAACACUCUUGCCGUGCUGGUCGGUGGCCAACCGUCUUACACGAACCGAUGCCCAGGCAUUGCUGGACCAGGACGACCUCCUGCCAUCCAGCGCGUACGGGGAUCGAAAAACAUUGGGACUCAAAGCCGCGGAGCAGGAGUGCGGAGGAGAUUUGGGCGGCAACGACGAGGACGCGGGGGUGAUCCUGGCCGACGACCCUCGGCUGGCCAGGACCUACGCCGAGUUUCCCCUCGCAAGCCUGGACGUCUUGCUGGAUGCCGCUGUCGGUCACCUGUCGUCGGGUGCCGGUGCCGGUGGCAGCGCGAUCCAGAUGGUAGACAUUGGAUCGGGCCUGGGACGCAUUGUGCUGUAUUCAGCGCUGACGAGGCACGGGAGGGGAGCUGGGGAAACCGACACCGGCGAGGAGAGCUGGAGGGUUUGUGGAAUCGAGAUCUCGUCCGUGUUGCACAACGGAGCCCUCGAGCUGGUGGAUGCCGGAAUGGGACGUGAGCUCUUCCGAAGCUGCGGCGGUGAUCCAGGUAGAGAAGACGAACGCAAAGGCGAUCCAUCAUUUCUCUCGAAAUCGAACAAACUUUCGUUUCACCUGGGCUCGGCUACGGAACCCGAAGGAUCGGCCUUACUAGGAUCUGCCGACAUUGUAUUUUCGUACUCGACGGUAUUCAAGGCUAAGUACUUUGAUCCGGACGUGGGUGCCUUGCUUCUGGAUGCAGAAGAAUGGAGCAGACCCCUCGGUGAGGCAUGCAAACCCGGGUGCGUGGCGGUGACGACCGACAGGGCCCUGGACCCCCGCUUCGGAUGGAAGUUGGUCGAACGAAUCGACGUACCGAAUCCAGAUGUCCUGGGAACCACUGGCUUUGUUCACGUUUUGGAAACGAAUGAACAGAAUGAAUCCGAGGCAAUGGGGACUUCACAAUUAUAAAUAGAGCUAAUGGUUAAUUGAUGAAGAAGAAGGCAUGCUAUUUCUUCAAUUCAUGUACUCAAUUUAU